Messenger RNA from Lathyrus oleraceus (garden pea), 1068 nucleotides. RefSeq lists its product as uncharacterized. NCBI's taxonomy places the organism in Eukaryota, Viridiplantae, Streptophyta, Magnoliopsida, Fabales, Fabaceae. Gene Ontology annotation, molecular function: ubiquitin-protein transferase activity. Bases 1 to 1068 code for a protein of 355 amino acids. Gene Ontology annotation, biological process: sugar mediated signaling pathway. The record is from RefSeq and is a predicted model, not a curated record. The transcript has 3 exons.
AUGUCAAUUCGAAAUGUUGUGGCAUGGAACACCAUGGUUGGUGGAUGUGGAAAUCAUGGUGAUGGCAAUGAAGUUAUGAUGCUCCACGGACAUAUAAGAAAAAAAACAAAACAACAUGAGAAAAAAACAAUGAAGUUCAAUGAUAAGUUCAAUGAUGGAAGUAUUCGACAGGUUCAUGAAUAUUCAGACACCAAUCUACCACAUUUCAGAUUCAGUGGUCAUUCAAGUAUUGCACUUCCACCUUACAAGUCAACUGCCAGAGCUCCUGCAAAGAAACAGAAACAUGACUCCGCCGCCAGCAUAUGCAAAGAUUGCUUAUCCGUUACUUGCUCAGAGCCGUUGACAUACACACCUCCUGGAUCACCUUGUGGUUGUGUAUGGCCACUUCAAGUUAAAAUCCGUGUCAGCAUUGCUGCAUACAAGUGUUUUCCACUGGUUUCAAAGCUAGCUGAUGAAAUUGCAGCGAGUGUUAUGCUGAACCAUACACAAGUUCGUAUUGUGGGAGCUGAUGCAGCCAAUCAACAACUAGAGAAAACCAAUAUUAUCAUUAACCUGAUACCAAAAGGAGUAAAAUUUGAUGAUACCGCAGCGUUAUUAAUAUACAGGAAAUUCUGGCACAGGGAGAUUCUAAUAGAUGAUUCCCUCUUUGGUACUUAUGAAGUACUCUAUGUUCAUUAUCCAGGACUUUACCUAACACCAGCUCAGAGAGAAGCAGUUGAAGCAUUGAUUCAGGAACUUCCAAAGUUCAUGUUAAAGGCUGUUCCUACUGAUUGCAGUGAAUGCCCCAUCUGCUUAGAAGAGUUCCGUGUUGGGAAUGAGGUUCGUGGCUUGCCUUGUGCACACAAUUCUCAUGUUGAAUGCAUUGACGAGUGGCUCAGGCUGAAUGUGAAAUGUCCUCGGUGCCGUUGCUCAGUGUUCCCAAAUCCUGAUCUUAGUGCCCUGUCCAAUCUCCGUCCAGAUUCUGAACGAUCUUCUGCCAGUGUUGUGACAACAACUAGCUAUGUGAGAGACCAAUCUUUACCUUGCCGAACUGGUGACUGCACAUCAAAACCAAACAUAUCCGAAUGA